UCAGACAGCUGCUUCGGCUCCCAGUCCAAAUAUAAGAGGUGACACCGUUGCUUGACGAGCAUCCGGAUCAUUUUCUGCUCUUAACAGACACCAGAGACAAGCUAAAGCAUGAUGCGGCGGCUUCCGACUGUCAUGGCCUUCUCCGUCCUGGCCCUCGCUGCGCCCAAACCUCAAGUUACCCUGGCUGACCGAACUAUGGGACUCGCUGUGCUCAUGUUUGCCUUGCGUUGGAGGCUGGAAUACCUGCUGAACCAAUUGAAGAAGAGUGGCGACGACGAGCAGAAACGCGACGAAUCGAUGAAAAUGAUCGAAUACCUGCGCAAGGAGAUCAAAUAUCAGGUCAACGUGUUUUUGCAGCGUACGAGCGCCCCGGCCACUUCGAGCAGUGUGAGCGACGACGCCAAGGCCUAAUGUGAUCGGUGGCCGUACUCUCAAUAACUGCGGAGGGAUCGCCCGAGCAAACAUUCGUGGUUCGGGACGAAGCCAUCAAAAACAUCACGUGCACGAGAUCAUCGAGAAUCGACUCCGAUAUUGAGAGCCUAGUCUAAUCAAUGUGAGCCGAACCAACCCUCCAUCUUCCCCCACUCUCCACACCAAACGUGCCGCUAAGUGAGCCAGGCGUGCGGAGCAAUGAAGUACAUAACAACAUCAAGGAGAAACAACUCAAGCAGAUCACGAAUAGCAAUUACAACUGGUUCAAAAUCAUCAGGCUAGAACACACGGCACAAGUCAUCAUGAGUCACGAUAGAUGACUUACUUAGGGUGAAACCUGAAAGGAAUCUCGUUGCGUGUCGGAAACAGCAAACAAAGUGCUUCUUAGCAUCUGCAACGGAGUAUGUAAUCAAAUUUCACGUGACAUCCUCAAAGCCUGGCCGAGAGGAAAAAAAAUAAACUCCUCCAAAAUCAGUUGUCUGGCUAAGCGUGGCAGUUUCUUUGUGUCUGUACAAUUAUAUUCUAGGACAGGACUGGUUUGCUCAAAACGAAGUAAGGCGCCUUUAAUUAGUCUUUUUUUUUUUAAUUUAACGGGCCACUAACAACUCCAACAUCGAUAUCUUCUUUAUUGUUUGAAACACUUCAAAGGCGCGUGAUAUAACCCCUAAAAUAUUCAUCGCAACAAAAAAAGUUUUUCACCUGCAGAAAAAAAAAAUAAUAAAAGUAAUAUGCUAAGAGUCCAGGUAGUCUUCCCCAAUUCGAAUUCCUCGGUUUUUGUUUGUUUUUUGUAUGUUUUUUUAAUGACGUUGUAGACGGGGGCACUUUUUAGAAAUUUUGAGACGUCGGAAGUUGUAUGUUUGUUACAAUGAAUAUCGACGUUACAAAGAAACUCCACUUUAUUUAUUUUUUUGUUUUUGUUGUUGUUGUUUGUUUUUU
This is a messenger RNA of Ixodes scapularis (black-legged tick), 1368 nucleotides long. RefSeq lists its product as uncharacterized. The transcript has 3 exons. The coding region runs from base 109 to 411 and encodes 100 amino acids. Lineage: Eukaryota; Metazoa; Arthropoda; Arachnida; Ixodida; Ixodidae. The record is from RefSeq and is a predicted model, not a curated record.